Molecule: messenger RNA, 1435 nt
Organism: Musa acuminata AAA Group (dessert banana)
Lineage: Eukaryota; Viridiplantae; Streptophyta; Magnoliopsida; Zingiberales; Musaceae
Exons: 10
Coding region: 491-1210 (239 amino acids)
Source: RefSeq, a predicted model, not a curated record
CUCGCGCUCGUCAGUUUCCCAAGCGUCGGCCGGGAUGUUAUUUUAUUUGCCUUUUUUCGAUUACCCGCUUUUGUACAGUUGGAAUGGUUGGAGUGACCACCAUUGGUGGGGCGCUGCGGAAACUACCAUUGGCGUUGCAGCCAACGCAAUCGCUCAUAACAAAAACAAUAUGCACAUACUCGGAUCGACGGCUAGAAACUUCCGUGAGUUCCAUCCGGCCCGUGCUCGCUGACCAGGAAAUCCUCUCAAUAGUGGGCGCAACUGCAGGGCGGUGGGGCCAUUGUCUACCUUCAACGUGGGGAGGACAACCGAGACGACGACGGGUAGAUUCCGCGAGCUCCGACAUCACGCACGGCGACUCCGGCCAGCGAAACCAAAACCCCAACCCUUGCGAGGUUACAGGGAAGGGAUACACCCUAAAAUCAUUUACAUUGAGCUUCUAUGUCAUGAUUGUUACUGAGGCAAGAUUUUGUAAAAGUGAAUCUGCUUAAUGGAUGAUGUUUAUGGAAAGCUAGAGGUUCUCCCAGAACACUUCCGACCCACCGAAGCAUCUGAAAACUCUCCCCAAACAACAAAUUCAAGGGCAGAUUAUAAGCUGAGAUCACUUGGCCAUUCGUGGGCUGUAAGAAGAGUAAUGGGAGCUGCAUCUCUGCUGAACUUGUUUACGCUUUCACGUCUUCCAUGGGGAUCAAGAGAUCACAAUGAUAAGAUUGAACUUACUAGAGUAGAAGUAGAGUCUCUUCGGUCAGAAAUUGCAGAUGCAGAGGAAAGAGAGACAUAUCUAAAAGCUCAGUUGGAACAUCUUGAUGGAAUUUUGAGGUCUGCAUGGCUUUGUGGUUAUCUCUAUGUCCGAACUAGGUGGACGCAACUUCCUGGAGAACCUCCUAUAAUAGAUGAUGAUGACAUAGAUGAUUGGCUUCCCCGCUUUGUUGUCCUUCACGGCUCAUGUAUCUAUUAUUAUCUCAAGUCUACUGAUUUGAGUCCUCAAGACAGCACACUGUUAUCUGAUGUUGUUGAAGUUGGGCCACUUCCAAGCUUCAAACAUGAUGAUGAAGAAAUAAGACAUGCAUUUUACCUUUUAACCUGUCAAGGUUUGCGGUUUGAAUGCUCAAGUAUUUCUGAGUUACAGGUGGAAUCAUGGCUGACAACAUUACGAAGUGAUUGCAAACUCAAGUCUGGGUCAACUCUCCAGGAUUCAAUCAAAUCAUAGGAGCCAUUAGGUACCUGAGUCUUGUAAAAAGUAUAAACUUAUCCUGAGUUGUUAUACAUAUAUUUUUUACAUUAUUGCAUUUACCUACUGCAUAUUGUUAUUUCCUGAGUGAUUAAAGUGGACGCCUGUGUAACUUGCAAUUGUACGUUCUUAUUCCCAGAAGUACAACAAAUGAUUUGCAUAUAAUAAUAAUAAGAUGGCUUCUGGGUCAAACUUUUGCUCUGA